Molecule: messenger RNA, 897 nt
Organism: Tribolium castaneum (red flour beetle)
Lineage: Eukaryota; Metazoa; Arthropoda; Insecta; Coleoptera; Tenebrionidae
Exons: 5
Coding region: 1-651 (216 amino acids)
Biological process (GO): cilium assembly
Cellular component (GO): centriole; ciliary basal body
Molecular function (GO): protein binding
Source: RefSeq, a predicted model, not a curated record
AUGAAUAUUGUGACUUGUGUUUGCCGUUUGGUGAAUACGCUGGAAAUGCAAGUGAUGACGCUCGUCAGUAUGCCGUACGAAGGCAUUCAGACGAAAACUCUUUUCAUAGACUGGACCAAAGGAUGCGAUCAACUGGUCGUUUGGAUCUUUUACCAAGGGAACUUGGUCGGUCCAGAGUCAAAUUGGAUCCCGGGGAUGGUCGAAUUGUUUCCCGGCGGUCAGAUUAGAGAGGUUGUGCUUGUGUUCUGUCAAUUGUCGAAACUGGAGAACAAAGGAAUCGAGUGUGGUAGCGUGAGGACGCAGAAAAAAUUAGCGUCAUAUUCCGAAGACCAAACCUUGCUCAUAUGGGUGACCAAGCAGUCCCAGAUGGGGACCUGUCUCGAAAUGAGGGCACACUUAUCCCCAAUCCGGUGCCGGGCCUUCUCCCCCCAAGGCAACCAGAUACUAACAGGAUCCAACGACAAGUCAAUCAAACUAUGGUCGGUAACACGCAAACAACUACUGAAAUCAUUUGUGGGGCACACUAGUUGGGUCCGCAGUCGCCAAUAUGCGCCAGACGGCCAGAAAAUUGUCUCAUGUGCUGACGACCAAACUGUCCGCUGCGGAUGUGUUGUUUGGUGUUGUCGGGUUUGUGGUUUCAAACCAACGUAAUAUGGCCGUCAAAAGUAGCAGUUCUGCUACAUCAUUGAGGCAAAUAAUUUAGCCAAAAAUACCGUAAAGUGUUUACACCACAGCAGUGAUAAUUGCGAAUUUAGUGAAUUUGGACCUAUCGGUGUAAAAAAUCCGACCGGGGAUGAAGAUAACAGUGCGAAAUCUCUAUCAAAAAAAUUUCAUUAUUCACAUAGAGCCGUCUAAAACGGUAGGCAUUUUCCCCCCCGAAAAUUCCUUUUAAUCAAA